ACACUGGUGGUUAAGGUAGCGCCGCCGCUGCGCAAUUGUACAGGGGAAGUAUACUUAUCUGGCUGCAACAACAGCUUCCACGAGUCCGAAACUGAACGAGAGCUAUAUACAUACUACACGAGAGUGGAACUUGCAGAAAGAGCUCUUUUGAGUUUUGCUUGGGAGAUACCAAUGAUGUCUGCAAAACUUCUGCCAGUACUCGUGCUUUUAUGCAGUGUCUGCGUAAUAACAGCUCGCCAUAACCGCAUGUGCACUUACAUGAGAUCUACAAUGGAGAGCUCCCAAUACUAUGCUCAGGGAUCCUACAGCUCUUCGUAUAGCUGUGGCUUUCUUUGGUUGAGCAGGUGCUACCGCACUAGGUACAGUUCAUCACUUCGAUAUCGUUCGAGAAUGGUAUAUCGUCAACAUUUUGCUUGCUGUAGUGGCUAUCACGAUUUUGGAAGAGAGUGUUUGCCUGCAUGCACCAACUGUUCAGAGUCCCACUCGUGUAUAGCACCAGAUUUCUGUGCCUGCCCGGAGAACUGGUCUGGUGAAGGCUGCACAGAACCUCCCCAGAAUGUAACCCUCACGGCAACAGGCCAUGAUAAACUCGAGAUCACCUGGUCACCACCACCACCAGAGUUUUCCCCAACCCUCUAUGUCGUCAUUUGUCAAGAUGAGACGUAUCAUGUCGAUCCAUCGAGUGAACUUGUCCUGGAACUGGACUCACUGAUGACGUAUACUGCAUACAACUGCUGUGUCGCUGCUAAUACUGCGACAGGUCCAUCACGAAUCUCCUGUGCAACGCAAAUAACCCUGGAAACAGCUCCUGGAGAUGAACCACAAAAUGUAAUUGUGAACACCCUAAACAGCACUGCCGUACAUAUUCAGUGGAGCCCUCCCUUCACUCCUAACGGCAUCAUUAUCUUCUAUACCGUCUACAUCGAUGGUUCACCUGUGCUGAAUAUCAGUGCUACAAAUGGUACCCAAGACAGCACCAUUGGUGACUUCCUGCCAAACCAGAGAUUGGACGUACGUCUCUCAGCAAGUACGGAGGUUGGGGAGGGACCUCUGACAGUGACCCACAGUGUUACCACCCAUGAAUCAGUUCCGGGUCCAGUUGGGAAUCUGAGUGCCACUGCACGUUCUGGCAACAUCUUCUACGUCUCAUGGGACCAGCCAGUAUAUCCCAACGGAGCUCUCACUGGGUACCAAGUCUGGAUAUCAAACCUGAUAAACACCACAGAGACUGACCUUUACACAGUUGCCCCCAAUAUGCAGGAGCUGAUCAUCAGCAGCGGAAUUCGUCCAUAUGUAAGAUACAGAGUGUCAGUGACUGCUUCAACCGGAGUGGGACCAGGAGACCCAGUCAAUGUAACACUGUACUCACAAGAAGGAGUUCCACUGAGCGCCCCUCCAAAUGUUACCAGUACUCGACGUUCACCAACCUCUGCUAGUGUGCAGUGGGAUGAUAUAAGUUUGGAGGAUCUGAGAGGGUGGCUGGUGUCCUAUGAGAUUGGAUAUGAGAGUGUGACAUCCGAUGGCCAGUGUCCUGCGGCCAAUGUCUCAUCCAACACUGAGACAUUGUCUGUGGACCAAGAGAUGCAUGAAUUGACAGGUCUAGAUGCGGGACUGCAGUACUGUGUGAGGCUCGCUGGGAGGACCAGUGCUGGAGUCGGCCCUUUCUCACACACUCUCAUAUCAUGGUAUGUCAACAGCUUAUUCACGGUUACUCUAACUCUUGAAAAGGCAAACUGCAGAGAAUGGAUUGUGAGUUAUUUCAGCAAAUUGGGAUUGUGAGUUAUUUCAGCAAUAGUGUACCCUGUGAUACAUCUGUCUACCUGCUGCUACACAUUAUUUUUGUGCCACUAUACACAGAGUUUAGUUUGCCUUUUUCAUCCAUCCACAACACUCUCUGCUCAACAAACUCUAUGAAUGUAGACUUUGAGCCCUACUUGGUGGGUAUAGCCACAGGGGCAGCUCAGCAGGCAGGGUUCAAAGUCUACAGCAACCAGAUGGAGAUCUUUGUGGUGUAGUUGAUAUGCACUUGCUUUGCAUUGAGAGCCAUUGCUUCAUACAGGCCCAAGAUCCGGAGGAGAUAAUGGUAGACCUUGCAAGAGAUUUCAGCAGGGGUGUUGAACUAGUGUGCCGCUGCAAAUUUCCCGACAGCCACAUUGCAAAUGGACAACUGAUGUGUCUGAAUGACAACCUGAUAAUAUACCAGGGAAGGAUGAUAGGUACUAUUGACAGGGACAGCAACAAUCUCUUGGCAGACUUUGAGACGUGGGUGUCGAGUGAGCCGACAGUAAUAGCCCAGGGAGAGGUGCUUAAAGUAGUGAAGAAAUCGGGAAUUAAGCCGGAGAACACUCCCAGCGUUGAACCAAUAGGACAACCAGACACUCCACAAGACAGUAUUCCAGUGUCAGUGGUUGGUGGAGUGGCUGGAGUAGUUGGUGUUCUACUUUUACUGGCUGUUGUGGUCAUUGUAACCGUUGUGGUGGGCCUCCGCAAACACAAGAGAAAUUUGGAUUUGAAAUCACAAGCAAACAGUUUCGCUAGAAAUCAGAAUACAGCUGAUCGAUACACAACCCACACUCCCACGGAAUCCUUAUCUGACCUCGGAAAAGAUUAUGAAAAGCUAUCGAAAUGCCCAGAAGUCCCAGAACAGCAGAAAACUCCGCUCGAAUACGAAAUGCCAGUCAUUCAGAGUGAAAACAUCUACGAGGAUCCUGAAAAACUGACGAUGGAGUCUGCUGCAAUGGAGAACUAUGAGGUGAUGGCACCUGGUGUAGGAACGAGGGAUGAGGGAGAGGGAAAAGCCGGGGACGUUUACUCUGACAUCCAGUGAAGAAACAAAUUAUGGUUUACACUGUUUAUUAGUCUUAAGGCAUGCGUACAUAUUGGUUAAUGUGUUUUGGUAGCUACUUUAGGCUGCAAGGCAGCACGAAAUGCUUGUUGACUGCCAAAAUGUUUUGUUGUUAAAAUUUUUGUGCUCAGUGUUGCAUUGUGUAAAUAGUUAUGUGCAGCAAUGCGAAACAUUUCCUGCUAAGUGAUAAUUAAUCGGAGUUGUACGAUUAUAAUUAUUGUGCAUCUAGCUAUGCAUUGUCAUUGAACACACACGUUUGCCACAGAGUGUAUAUAGCUCAGCUACUAUGGCGUCAGAUUGCCUCUGCAUAGAUAUAUGAGUAGCUCACGAGAGAUUCCUCUGGCCCACUAGUCCCUCUCUGCAGCGGUUCGUAGGCUGGGUUGCUAGACACGGUGAUAUCACCACUGGCCAAGUAUGCCU
Messenger RNA from Geodia barretti, 3265 nucleotides. The record is from the annotation of a GenBank genome assembly. NCBI's taxonomy places the organism in Eukaryota, Metazoa, Porifera, Demospongiae, Tetractinellida, Geodiidae.